Messenger RNA from Necator americanus (New World hookworm), 1254 nucleotides. RefSeq lists its product as uncharacterized. The record is from RefSeq and is a predicted model, not a curated record. The transcript has 10 exons. NCBI's taxonomy places the organism in Eukaryota, Metazoa, Nematoda, Chromadorea, Rhabditida, Ancylostomatidae. Bases 1 to 1254 code for a protein of 417 amino acids.
AUGAUGGCUCCUGUUUUUCCACUGUGUUCUAGAAAACUGCUUUUGCUCUGCUUUGUGGAUGACGUCAAUUUCGAGGCAGAUAUGGUAAAUGCUGUUUCGACAGUGGGCGGGCAAGUUUUAGAUCCACGUUUUGCAGAAAUUGAAGAGGUAUUUAGAGAAAACUUCGCCUUGGGACUUGAAUCGGCCGGAGCAAGUUUUGCUGUGUUCCAUAAGGGGAAAUUAGUAGUUGAUCUAUGGGGAGGCUUAAAAGAUCGAACAUCCAGACAACUAUGGACCAAGGACACUAUGUCAAUACUGUUCUCAACAACAAAGAGUCUGGCCGCCACGAUUCUAGCUAUUGUCAUGGAUCAGGAGCAUAUCUCGUACAGUCAAAAAGUGGCGGAAUUUUGGCCAGAAUUUGCUGGAAACGGCAAGGAACAUAUUACCAUACUUAACGUUGUGCUACAUCAGGCAGGUCUUCCAUAUUCCGAGCAGAUGAUAAAUCGAGAAGAUGUGGUUGAUUGGCGAAAGAUGAGUGCAUAUUUCGAAAAUGCCACCCCUGUGUGGACCCCUGGGACCCAAUCGGGUUAUCAUGCGUUAACAUUUGGAUUUUUAAUAGAUCAAAUUAUACGACGAAUCGAUUCAAAGAAAAGAGGCGUAAAUGAUAUUCUCAAGGAGCUCAUACAAUGUUACGAUAUUCCCAACAUAUCAAUUGGCCUUAAACAUCCGGACGACAACGAUCGCGUUGCGACGCUACAGUAUCCUAGUAAGCUGCAAAUCGAGGCGGAAGGACGACAUAAUCCCGAGGUGUUAAGACGAUGGAAUGCCGGCGACAACGAACACAACAGGCAUCUUUACGAUACCUGGAGAUGGAUAACGACUGAUGAUUACAACUCUCUGGAGAAUCGAAUACUUCCCAUGCCAUCAAAUAUGGGAAUAGGAAAUGCUAGAUCCUUGGCUCAGCUUCAUUCACUCUUGGCUGAGAGGAAAAUUCUUAGCGAUGCUUUCUAUAAACAUUUCGAACAACCUGUGCUGGAGGAUGAAAUGGAUGUGGUCAUCGGCUACGAGGAAAGCAAAGGUUAUGGAUACCAAUUUACUAGAAAUCCUAUGGGUCAAUGGAUUUUUGGUCACUCCGGGUUUGGAGGUCAAAAUGUACGCGUCGACGUGCACAACCGUCUCUCAUACGCGUACGUCUGUAACGGGCUAAAAAUAGCCGAUGCUGAUCUCGUAGAGCCAUGGAAACGUAUGGUUGACAAGAUGUAUUCGCUAUUAUGA